Molecule: messenger RNA, 228 nt
Organism: Knipowitschia caucasica
Lineage: Eukaryota; Metazoa; Chordata; Actinopteri; Gobiiformes; Gobiidae
Source: the annotation of a GenBank genome assembly
AUGCAGAGCCAGAGGACAUCCAGUGCAUCACCUCGCGCCAUAGAGAUCCUGGGCUCUCAAGUACAGCCAACCUGGUCCUUAAUGUAUCAAUGGGAGGCCCUCCUCUUCCAGCCAUCCUUCACUCUUGCAGACAGAGAAAGCUCCUCUGCUUCUUCUAUGCUUCCCAACGACCUGAUGACCCGUCUCAUCUCCUCUUCUGCAUUUGAGAGCUCUUCAGACGUCUACUGA